Messenger RNA from Phoenix dactylifera (date palm), 1612 nucleotides. It is a transcript of the gene TAAC, whose product is annotated as thylakoid ATP/ADP carrier. Lineage: Eukaryota; Viridiplantae; Streptophyta; Magnoliopsida; Arecales; Arecaceae. Gene Ontology annotation, biological process: transmembrane transport. The record is from RefSeq and is a predicted model, not a curated record.
ACCGUGCUGUCUCUGACUAAAGACAAAACUCCCCGGUGCGAGCUACCCCUUAUCUGACCCAAGGCCCGCCCCUCCUCCUCUGUUUUUAUUUCCUCCUCUCUAUCCUCUCCUCGUUUCGUUGUUUUGCCUGGGAGGGAAGGGAAUUGAAUUGUUGAGGGGAGGAGGAGGGGGUGCGGGGGGAAGGAGGCAAUGGGGAGGAGAAAAGGAGUGCUGAUAUGGCGUCACAUCCCGGCCCUCCAGAAGGACAACUUGGCCGGCGAUUGCGAACCUCCUCUUUCUUCUUGGGUUGGGCCGCGGCCCGCCACGUCUCUUCGCCCGUUCGCCUCCGUCUCCGUGGGUGACGGCAGCACCAGAGGCAGCGGCGAUGAGAGCAAUAACGGUAGCAACGAUAACAGCGGCGGCAUCGGCUCGUUGGUUGCGGAGAGGGAGAAGGAUGGAUUCCCCUCGGCGGCGCAGCUGGUGAGGCACCCGCAGGCGUUGCUGGCCUUGGUCCCGGAUGGGGUUGCGCUCUUCUCCGCCGGCGCCAUCGCUGGUGCCGCCGCCAAGACCGUCACCGCCCCCCUCGAUCGAAUCAAGCUCCUCAUGCAGACUCAUGGGCUGCGGGCUGCCGAAGGAACUGGGAAAAAGGGAAUUGGCUUCAUCGAGGCUAUUACAUUGAUAGGAAAGGAGGAAGGUAUUAAAGGCUAUUGGAAAGGCAAUCUUCCCCAGGUGAUACGCAUAAUUCCAUACAGUGCUGUCCAGCUUUUUGCUUAUGAGGUUUACAAGAAACUUUUCAGGAAAAAAGAUGGGGAACUCUCUGUAGUUGGGAGGCUUGCUGCAGGGGCUUGUGCUGGGAUGACCUCCACACUUAUAACAUAUCCUUUGGAUGUGCUGCGGCUAAGGCUUGCAGUUGAACCUGGAUGCAGAACUAUGUCUCAGGUUGCUCUGAACAUGCUGAGGGAAGAAGGGAUGGCAUCGUUUUAUAAUGGUCUUGGUCCUUCUCUUAUUGGAAUAGCGCCUUAUAUUGCUGUGAACUUCUGCAUUUUUGACUUGGUGAAGAAAUCUCUUCCAGAGAAGUAUCAAAAGAGACCAGAGACAUCAAUGGCAACUGCUAUAGUGUCAGCAACACUUGCUACACUUAUGUGCUAUCCUCUGGAUACUGUGAGAAGGCAGAUGCAAAUGAAAGGCACGCCUUACAAUACUGUUCUUGAUGCUUUUCCAGGUAUUGUGAAACGUGAUGGUCUCAUUGGGUUGUAUCGGGGCUUCGUCCCCAAUGCAUUGAAAAAUCUGCCAAACAGCAGCAUAAGGUUGACUACUUUUGAUGUGGUGAAAGGCUUAGUUUCUGCGGGGAGGAAGGAGUUCCAGAAACUCAUGGAGGAAAACAGGGAGAAACUUGUUAGCUGAUACACUUGGAUCAUCGCUAUCUGUAUCCUUUUAGUUUUUUAUUCUCUAGGGCUUCUUGGUUGCAUAUUUUUGGAUAGCCAUGGCUGAACCAAGUUUCAUCCAUGAGCCGGUACUGUUUAUGGUAUGUAUUUGGUGAGACUGGCUCAGGAGCUCUUGUGGAAGAAAAUUAUUCUGGACCAAUGCAUGCAUGUAGUUGACCUCGUGCAAAGAGCUCUAAGAUGGCAUAAGU